Messenger RNA from Hydatigera taeniaeformis, 669 nucleotides. Lineage: Eukaryota; Metazoa; Platyhelminthes; Cestoda; Cyclophyllidea; Taeniidae. The record is from the annotation of a GenBank genome assembly.
AUGACGCCUGCAGCGGGAGAGGGAUGGGAAUACGCAUUCGGUUUCAGCAAGCGGUUCCACACUCCAAAGAAGGGUACUGACAACGUGCGCAGACGUCGGUGGCACCGAAAACUUGUUUCUGACGAUCCCAACUCGAUUGUGCCAGGACUCUUUCAACUUCCCCCACAAAGUGACGAACAAACUAACAUGGCAAGUCCGCGUUUGUAUAUCAAAUACGAAGCCGUUUUCCGUUAUUUCGCAGCUAAGCAAACGUGGCAACUAAACGCCUAUAUUUUCCAAGCUCGUGGACUCUUAGCAGCUGAUCAAUCAGGUUUGUCUGACCCUUACGCCCGUGUCUGUUUCAUUAACCAAUCGCAAAAAACGGAACGUCUGGAAAAAACUCUCAGCCCUCAGUGGGAUCAAACACUCAUUUUUGAAAAUAUCGUCAUCUAUGGCAACUCGGACGCUAUUGUGGACUCUCCUCCACGCGUAACGAUUGAGCUUUUCGACUGGGAUCAAAUUGGUUCAGAUUGUUUCCUUGGUCGCUGCAGUCUGACUCCCGAAGUUGUCACCGACCCCGCUGAGUUCAAAAAAGUCAUGCUUCAGUGGUAUCCCAUCAAGAAACAGGGCAAAGAUGGCGGAGAGCUCCUCGCUGCAUUUGAAUUGAUGCUAGUGAGUGCGCUUCUUUAA